This is a messenger RNA of Magnusiomyces paraingens, 2313 nucleotides long. RefSeq lists its product as uncharacterized. Lineage: Eukaryota; Fungi; Ascomycota; Dipodascomycetes; Dipodascales; Dipodascaceae. Gene Ontology annotation, cellular component: histone deacetylase complex. Bases 1 to 2313 code for a protein of 770 amino acids. Gene Ontology annotation, molecular function: histone deacetylase activity. The transcript has a single exon. The record is from RefSeq and is a predicted model, not a curated record. Gene Ontology annotation, biological process: chromatin organization.
AUGUCUUCUGUAAACAGCUUUUUAGACAAAAUAGUAAAUAAACUCCCUGAUUUUGGUGAGCCUCCGAGUCAUUGCGAAUCUUCAAAUACAAACAAAACACCUUCUAUUAACAGCACACAAGAGCAAUCACCGAUGUCUUUGGAAACUUUAAAAAAUGACGAUUCAAGACCGGAUUUAAAAAGAAAAAGAUCCGGCGACCUUUUGGUUUCAUCUCAAGACGCGACUCGUCCAUCAGAAGUAACUCCGCCGGUCAUUAAAAACGAAGACAAGACAGAGAAAUCACAAUCUUUAAUAACAACAAACGGAAAAAUCGUUGAAACUACAAAACCACAACUUAUAUACAUUCCUCUCCGAACAGGGUAUUGUUACGAUGUUCGUAUGCGUUACCAUGCAAAAAUCGUGACUUCUAAUUUCGACUAUGUGGACCCCCAUCCUGAAGACCCGCGACGCAUAUAUCGUGUGUACAAAGCACUUGCCGAAUCUGGUAUUAUCAUCGACCCUAAACUUGAGGGCCUCGACGAGGUUGGAAAUCUCAUGCAAAAAAUUCCUAUCCGAUUUGCUUCUGAUGAAGAACUGCUUUUGGUCCACACCCAAGACCACAUUGAUUUUAUAAAGUCAACUACGACAAUGACACGUGAACAAUUAAUAGAAGAAACAGAAAAAGGUGAUUCCGUAUAUUUUAAUAACGACUCCUAUACUUCCGCUCUUCUUUCCUGUGGAGGUGCUAUUGAGGUAUGCAAAUCUGUUGUUGAGCGCAAGGUUAAGAAUGCUAUCGCAAUUGUCAGACCCCCUGGACACCAUGCUGAACCGGGAAAUGCUGCAGGAUUUUGUCUUUUUUCUAAUGUUGCAGUUGCUGCCAAAGCUAUCUUGAGAGAUUACCCCGAAAGCGUUAGAAAAAUUAUUGUGCUUGACUGGGAUGUUCAUCACGGUAAUGGUACUCAACGCGCCUUUUACAACGAUCCCCGCGUUUUGUAUAUGUCUUUACAUCGUUACGAAGGCGGAAAAUUUUAUCCCGGAACUGAUUAUGGGUCUCACACAAAGGUUGGCGAAGGAAAUGGUGAAGGCUACAAUGUCAAUAUUCCUUGGUCUGCAGCUGGAAUGGGUGAUGCGGAUUAUAUUUACGCUAUGAACAGGGUAAUUUUGCCUAUUGCAAUUGAAUUUGACCCUGACUUGGUCAUUAUCUCAUCUGGUUUUGAUGCUGCAGAAGGUGACCCCAUUGGAGGCUAUCACUUGACACCAAACGCAUAUGGAUAUUUAACUCAUAUGAUGAAGGUUUUAGCGAACGGAAAUCUUGUUGUUGUGAUGGAAGGAGGAUACAAUCUAGAUUCCAUUGCAAAAAGUGCUCUUGCUGUUACAAAAGUUUUAGUUGGUGAAAUCCCCGGCCGACCUCUAACAAAAAUUCCUCAGCAUUCUGCAGUCCAAGAUAUAAGUGAUGUCAUUCGCGAGCAAUCAAAAUAUUGGGAAUGCAUGCGCCAUGGAUAUCAUGCUGUUGAUUUCAAACACACUGAAGAAACUGUUUUCAUUCCAGACGUUAUUCGAUCAUAUCAAUCAAAGGACUUGUUUGAAAAGCACCGUAUGACUCCUUUACCAAUCCUCAAGGACAAAAUUCAAGACACAAUUGAAGCACAAAUCUUAGCAACACCAGACAUUCAUAAAGAAAAUACUCUUAUUGUCAUAAUUCACGACACUCCAGAAAUAUGGGCAGAAAGAAGACCUUUGUUAGGAACAAUAGACCCCUCACAGUCAUUGAUGAUCGACGCGUCACGGCAAGUUAUUGAUUGGGCACGUGAGAAAAAAUAUGGAGUUGUGGAUGUCACGGUUCCUGGAAUUGCAGGUAUCAGUCAUUCUUCAAGUUAUUCUAUUGGCUCUGGCUCACAAGACUUGUGCAUAUAUUUAUGGGAUGAGUAUAUGGAAAAUUUUGCUGCUCGAAAUAUUGCUUUUGUUGGUAUUGGUGAAGCUUACGCCGGUAUAGUAUAUUUGGCAGGCCAUCGCGAUCUUCGCACUCGAGUAAAGGCACUAAUAGCCUUUGUUGAUGAUAUGCCUUUGCGUGCAAUAACACCAGUUAUAGACGAAUAUAUUUCGGAGUGGUUCUUUCAAAAUUCUCUCUUUUUUACUUCGCAUGAACACAGCGUCUGGGACACUUCUGUAAAUCCUAAAAAGCCUAGAAGGAAAUUUGGUCGUGUUAUUCGUUCUAAUAGCAUUGGUGCUGCAAGAGUAGCACGUGAAAGAUUUGAAGAGGCAUCGGAGUAUUUAGAAGAGGUUUUGGAAGAGGUAGAAGAAGGUGAAUCAUCUACAGCCACUGAAGAAAAAUAA